ACCGACUCAAUAUACACUUUUCAAAUCCAAAAUUUCUGCACUUCUGAGCCACCAUAGUUUAAAACGUAACCACGUUUAAUGAGUGUGUGUUUCUUCGUUUUGAAGUAUUAGAAAAAUGCCUGGUAUGAAUGUGGAUCCUUCAGAAAAUUGUUUUAUCAAAAUACAUCGGUUUUCAGACAAAAUAACGGACACGACGGUUCAUUUUCAAGUCAUUCAAAUGGCAAACAGCUUCCACAUGUGGUUCGGCAGCUCGCCGCGUCUCUCCAACAUGGCGGUUGCAAUGCAAACUAAAUAUGAUACUUCCAUGCCAAAUGGCUGUCAAUUGAUGACUGAAUCAGCAGAUUCUUUGAGCAUACCUUUAGCACAGAAACUUGCCAAGAAAACUGGAAAACAAGUGUUUGUUAGCAGUGAUUUAUCUUCUGAUCAUAAGAUGGUACCUCUUAUAGAACAGAGAAUAUUUGAAGAAAUGAAGCUAUAUCCUGAAAAGUUUUAAUUAAUUUCGCCUUAAUCAUGGGCCAUGUGACAACUAUCAUUAUUCAAGAAAUCAAAACCAACAUAACUUCUUUAGCUUGAAGUUGAAAUCUUAACAUAGCAAUCUUAAUUCAAUAGUUAAAUUGAUUUAUUCAAGCAGAGUAAAAGUUUUUAUCAUGCAUUAUUUAUUUCUGACACCUUUUAUGUAAUUUUUCUUGUUUUAUUUGUAAUUCCACCGACAUAAAAAAUAAGAAAACUCUGGAAAAACAACAGAACAAUGAAGGCUCAUAGUUGGAGUAAAGAACGAAACAUCUUUAACCCUUUUGUUACCGUAAUUAUUUUGAGAUGCUCUGUGUUUCUUUCAAUUAAUUUUAA
Octopus sinensis (East Asian common octopus) is the source of this 846-nucleotide messenger RNA. RefSeq names its product proteasome assembly chaperone 4. The transcript has 4 exons. Gene Ontology annotation, biological process: proteasome assembly. The record is from RefSeq and is a predicted model, not a curated record. Bases 116 to 493 code for a protein of 125 amino acids. NCBI's taxonomy places the organism in Eukaryota, Metazoa, Mollusca, Cephalopoda, Octopoda, Octopodidae.